CUAAAACGCAGAGUUUUAUUAAGGAGGCUCCCCUCUUCCAUUCUCUUUAGGGUUUGUUUUACGUUUUAUCAGCUCGUCCCCUUUGUAGCGCCGCUCUUCUUCUGUUCAGUCAAUCUCCUCAAUGGCACCGAAGAAGGACAAAGUUCCACCACCGUCCUCUAAGCCCGCCAAAUCCGGCGGCGGAAAGCAGAAGAAGAAGAAGUGGAGCAAGGGAAAGCAAAAGGAGAAGGUGAACAACAUGGUUCUCUUCGAUCAGGCUACUUACGACAAGCUUCUCUCCGAAGCUCCCAAGUUCAAACUCAUCACUCCUUCCAUCCUCUCCGACCGUCUUCGGCUAUUUCCACUCCUCCAACUUUUCACCAGACGUGAUCCAACUAGAUUAUUGGCUACUCUUAUCAAUGGGUCACUUGCUAGGAAGGCCAUUAGAGAUUUGAUGGCUAAAGGAACCAUCAGGAUGGUCUCUACUCACUCUAGCCAGCAGAUUUACACUAGGGCCACCCACAACUAAGUUUCCUUUCAUUUUGUUUCCUCUCUCUUAUUUGCCUCAUCAAGUCUUUGACUCACUGUUUAGAUGUUGAAUCUUUUCCCUUCAAUCAAGAUUUUCAAGAAUGGAGUUUUUAA
Molecule: messenger RNA, 621 nt
Organism: Brassica oleracea var. oleracea
Lineage: Eukaryota; Viridiplantae; Streptophyta; Magnoliopsida; Brassicales; Brassicaceae
Product: 40S ribosomal protein S25-3
Exons: 4
Coding region: 122-508 (128 amino acids)
Cellular component (GO): cytosolic small ribosomal subunit
Molecular function (GO): structural constituent of ribosome
Source: RefSeq, a predicted model, not a curated record